GUCUCAACUUUUUGUGUUUGUACGAUUGAACACUGGCAGGCAUGCCCAAAUUAUGGAGGAAAUAAUACUGAACAAAAACAUAUUUCAUGAGAAAGACUUGGCAAAACUUUCUCCAGAUUACACUCCACCAAAUACGUUAGUGCGCCUGCAGAUGAGAAGCACAAUGGUGAAAGAUACUCACGCUCAUAAAUUGAAAAGCGAUACUUGGGAGAGGAAAACAAUAAAACGAUCUAAAGAUUGUUAUAAAGUCAACAAAGAAAUUGCAAAAAUUCGUAAUGGUUUUAAGACAUUGAAUUUAAAGAAUCAAAUUAUGAUGAAAAAUGCUGUUAAGUUUAUAGAUACUUUAAAGUCAGAAGAUUUCGGAAACACUUACGAUGAAGAGUUUGAUAACACUCUAGGUCAUGACGCAGAGGCAUAUUUACAAGAAGUUUCUGAGAAUCAUGUCAGUUUGGUGGUUCAAAACGAUAGCGAUUUUAAAGUAAAGGAAAAAUUAAAAACGACGAAGGUUAAUAAUGUGUCUAACAACAAUAAGAAAGAAAACAAAACCGUGGUUCAACUAUUUAAUGAAAGAAAUAAGCAAAUUAACGAUGAAUUUGAUAUUGAGAACUUUUUGAAAAUUGAAUGUACAUUUCAUAAGCCUGAAUUAAAAACCGAAGGCACCGUAAAUAAUGAGAAUAUAGUUGACACGAAUGAUCCUGAGUAUACUUUAGACUUAAGUACGUCACGGAAAGAAAUUGAACCGGAAGUUGAAGAAUUGAAAUCCUUAUUGAUAAUGAUGGCAUUAACUCCGGCAUCCAAUGAAAAAGAUGGCGUAGUCGCUAAUAGAUCUUUAUCAGACAACAUUUAUCUACAAAAUUACACAACGAAAGGAAUUUCAAAUCAUGUUGCACCAGUCGUAAAUACUGAAAUGCAUCUACAAGAUGCCGGUAAUUGUUUCAACGUGAUACCUCUAAAAAUACAAAUUAAUGAACGGCAAAAAGUACUUGCGAAGAAAUACGUAGGAAAAUGGAAAGAUGCCGUUCUUAGAAAGAAGGAAGCUAAUUUCCAACAAAGAGCAGAAAUUUUAAAUAAGUUUUUGGAUAAGUUAGCCAAAAAGAAAGUAGAUAUGAAUGAACCUCAGGAAUCUGUUAACAAAGCAAAAUUAUUGGCUCGUGACUUCAACAAAUACAGACACAGAUAUUUAGUACAGAAACAUGUAAUUGCUCUACAGAAAGCUAAAUUGGAAGAGCAAAACAGAAUCAUAGAAGAACUUAAAUAUAACAGAAUCGUAGAGGCUACACGUCAUUCUGUAGAUGCUAUGAGAGAGGAGGUACGCAAGACCUAUUAUGAUAUGGACAAACAACUGAAACCGAAGAUAAAAUGUUUGACUAAUGAUCUGAAAAUCGAUGUUGAAGAGCCUUCGUUAGUUCUACAAUGUUUAAAGGUUCCCCAAUUUCUGCAGAGAAUGGAAAAGAGAGCGCGAGAACGUGAGGAGAAACAUGCCAUGAUACGAGAAAGGAGACAGCAGAUGGAAGAAGAUCGGAUUAGGUUAAAACAGCAGGAAGAGUUGGCUAAAGCGCAGAUGGAUAAAGAAGAAAAAAUGAAACGAAUGAAAGAGCUAAGAGACAAAAGAAAAAGAGAGAAAAUAGAUGGGAUCCGUAAGAAACAACACACUGAGAGAAUGAGGGCUCUUGCUGUGAUGGCUCAACUACACUAUGAAAAAUCCCUAUUGGCAAAAUAUGGAGUACGGCCAUUCCGGAUUCUGAUUGAGAUAAAAAGAGAUAACAUCGAAAAAUCUAGGGCUCACUACAGGUUCCAACUGAAGAAGAAUGUGUUUCUGCACUGGAUGUGGCAUACAGAAGACAUGUGGUUUGACAGGAAUUACAAAGCAGAAGACUUUUACAGGAAGAAAGUUUUACGAAGAGCUUUUAAUGCUUUGAAACAGCAUUAUCAUAAUUACGUACUCAAAAAACAAGUCGCAGAAGACUACUAUGACUUGUUCGUAACAAAUUUGGUCUUCAAAAAAUUCCGCAGAGCAAUAAAUAUAGUUAAAGAAGAGAAUGAAAGGAAAUUUCGAAAAGCCGUUAUGUAUCACAAUUGUGACAUCCUCUUCAAGACUUUUACAUGUUGGAGAAGUUUGCCAGCUUUGAACACACUGAGAAGAGAGCAAGAAGCUCGGAAGGCGAGAUGGAGGGAGAAAGUGCUUCAGGUAGUUCCAGAUUACCUUCCACCAGAGGACUGAGCACAUACCUAUAGAGUCGAACCAUGUCUGUCAGCAUUAGCACGCUUACAAGCGCUGACGUUCGCUAUCGCCUCGUCGAUUCUCUCGCUGUUUCGCUUUAGCAAAUGACGGUUCUGAGUAACAGAAAAGGAUAGAAGUAUAGGAAAGUGGGAUGAUGUGCUGACGAAUGUGAUUUGACCUAUGCUUUUAAAUAACAGCUUUAUGUUAGUCUUAGAAGUAGUUGUUUCCUCGUAUGAAA
This is a messenger RNA of Pectinophora gossypiella (pink bollworm), 2459 nucleotides long. RefSeq names its product reticulocyte-binding protein homolog 2a. Gene Ontology annotation, molecular function: phosphatase binding. The transcript has 8 exons. NCBI's taxonomy places the organism in Eukaryota, Metazoa, Arthropoda, Insecta, Lepidoptera, Gelechiidae. Bases 53 to 2221 code for a protein of 722 amino acids. The record is from RefSeq and is a predicted model, not a curated record.